AUGGCCAAGUUCAUGAUAAACGACAAUUUAUUGUUAAUGUAAUGUCAUGAAUUGUUACAAAACUAUUGUAGUAUCUUUAUAAUAGGUUAAAUAGUGUUACCUAUAUUUGUGUACAUAUUAAAUACACCAACGUAACCAAAUUUUAUGUCUCUUGUACUCAUGGAAACAAACAUACUUCAACUUUAAACCAUACAAAAAAGUCGUACGAUGAAAAACUAUAUGAGCAUUAACUACUUAUGUUUUAUACAUAACUUACUUGGAGAGAAGAACAUCAUCAUGUAGUACAAUUGAGUACAACGGGGUUUUGUCCCGCAUGGACCAGGUUUCAAAUGGACAUCUUUCACAACUUUCAUCGAUAAGCAAUGAAAGUAUUUCAUGUUUACACAAAAAGGCUACUAUUUCCAGCGAACACCGAUCAGUGCGAUGGAGACCAGAUGUAAAAACCGUUACUGAUAGUCUAGAUAUGACAUUAAUGGCUCUUUACAAUCAUUCGAGUAUGACAUUUCCCCAAACUAACGAGGUCUACUUACAAGAAAAAACGUUCACGUUAAGUUUACAAAAACAACAGAAAAAUAACCAGAAAUUUGAAAAAUUAUUUAGAAAUCAUCCAUUGAAAAAAGGCGGUUUAAUUGGCGUACGCAAAGAUGCCAAUAGCAUAAAGCUUGGGCAAGGCGGAAGCCAUAUUUCACAGACAAACCAUGGAUAUUCUAGAAAAGAAGAUGGAACAUUUUAUAAUUAUUAAAAAUAGUUUUUUUUUCCCAAAAAAUAAAAUUCUCUAAAAAAGGCAUAUCAAGAUAUAAGAGAUAUACCGGGAUUUAUAUUACAAUUAUUUUCGACACUUUAUUUGAUUUACAUUUAAGCACUUUUUCAUAAAAUACAUGAUGUUUGAAGAGCUUUUACAAUUUUAC
Daktulosphaira vitifoliae (grape phylloxera) is the source of this 908-nucleotide messenger RNA. Its product is annotated as protein CFAP276-like. Lineage: Eukaryota; Metazoa; Arthropoda; Insecta; Hemiptera; Phylloxeridae. The record is from RefSeq and is a predicted model, not a curated record. Bases 314 to 742 code for a protein of 142 amino acids. The transcript is spliced from 3 exons.